Messenger RNA from Brassica rapa (field mustard), 3739 nucleotides. Its product is annotated as protein HOTHEAD-like. The record is from RefSeq and is a predicted model, not a curated record. Gene Ontology annotation, molecular function: oxidoreductase activity, acting on CH-OH group of donors; flavin adenine dinucleotide binding. NCBI's taxonomy places the organism in Eukaryota, Viridiplantae, Streptophyta, Magnoliopsida, Brassicales, Brassicaceae.
CAUGGCUCGUGUAAUUGCGAUAAAGGUACAUUCCUAGUUUCAUAUUGGUAUCAUUAUAAUGCGUGAUGAUAUGUUGAAUAUAAUUCUUAGUAUUCUUUUCAAUAUUCAUCAUUUUUUUCUUUAUAUGUGGAGAAAGGGCAUUAUACAUUUAUGAAAGAUGCAACACUAGCACCAACUUAUGCUAGCUUCGACUACAUACUCAUCGGAGGAGGAACCUCAGGCUGUGCAUUAGCCGCAACGCUUUCUCAAAACGCUCGCGUUUUAGUUCUCGAACGCGGUGGCUCUCCUUAUGAUAAUCCAACGGCGAGUGACUUGGGAAACUUUGCUAACACACUCUUUAACAUCACACCAAACUCGUGGUCACAGCUUUUCAUCUCCGAGGAUGGCGUUUACAACAGACGAGCCCGUGUCCUCGGCGGAGGCUCGGUGAUAAACGCCGGAUUCUACACACGUGCGGGAGAUGACUACGUGGAAGAAGUUGAGUGGGAGCGCGAGGCAGUGGAAGCUGCUUACGAAUGGGUGGAGAAGAAACUUGUGUUCGAGCCACAUGUUAUGGGAUGGCAAACAGCGUUUAAAGAUGGGCUUUUGGAGGCUGGUGUGAAUCCGUACAACGGUUUCACGUAUGAUCACAUCUACGGGACUAAGAUCGGCGGUACGAUCUUUGACGGUGCCGGUCAUCGACACACGGCGGCGAAUCUGCUGGAGUAUGCUAAUCCAGACAACAUAGUUGUAUACUUGCAUGCUUCUGUCCAGAAGAUCCUCUUUACUAAAACAGACGGACCGAGACCAGAAGCAUACCAAGUUAUAUUCGAGGACACAAAAGGAGUGCUCCACAAGGUAGAAUUAGCAAAUAAUCCAAUGAAUGAAGUAAUCUUGUCUGCUGGAGCAAUAGGCAGCCCCCAUCUAUUGAUGCUGAGCGGCGUGGGUCCUAUGGCUCAUCUUGCAGCUCAUGGGGUUAAACCGGUGAUCUUAGAUCACCCAAUGGUUGGGCAAGGGAUGGGAGAUAAUCCCAUGAGUCCCAUAUUCAUUCCUUCUCCUACGCCCGAAGAAAUGUCCCUCGUACAAGCUGUUGGUAUCACAAAGUUUGAUAGUUACAUCGAAGGAGGAAAUAACGUGACCCUCUCUUUUGAUUUGACCCGUAGGUUUUUCGAUGGUGUUUUACAUGUUCUGAACGAGACAAGCCGUACUACAUCUACGAAAAUCUUAACCCAACCCAUUGUAGACUUUUUAAGAUCUUUGGAUCGUGGAUUCAAAGAUAUGAUAGCUGUGAAUGGGAUGUUUCAAAAAGUGGCGGGACCGGCCUCGAGGGGUUACAUGGAGCUACGGAACAGGAAUCCAGACGAUAACCCUUCAGUGACGUUCAACUACUAUCAAGAACCAGAGGAUUUGAACAAGUGUGUCGAAGGACUUAAAACCAUUAUUAAGGUGAUAGACUCGAAAGCCUUCACUAAGCACAAAUACCCUGAUGUGACCGCACGUGUGCUGCUCAAUUUCAUGCUGGGCCUUCCCACAAAUCUUAGGCCGAGGCACGUGACCUCAAUGUUCAACUUGAAGCAGUUUUGCAUCGACAAUGUGAUGACUGUUUGGCAUUACCAUGGAGGUUGUCAAGUUGGAAAAGUGGUUGACAAGAAUUACAAAGUUUUAGGCAUUGAUGCAUUAAGGGUUAUCGACGGAUCAACAUUUCUCAAGUCUCCGGGGACUAAUCCUCAAGCUACGGUUAUGAUGCUUGGAAGGUAAGUGCAAAAACCAAAAUAACAGUUUAUUUAAUAACAUGUUAUGUACAUAUAUUACACAUACAUAUGAUUGCUGGAGUGCUUUAUGUAGGUACAUGGGGCAGAAAAUUCUUAAAGAGAGGGCGGCCUUCUUCAAAUAUCAGGAAGAAGCAUGAAACAAUAAAUCGAGAUGAGCCCAGAUUAAAUAGUUGAAUUUGAACUCUCUUCAGACCUCAAACAAUAAGUCACCGUUGUUUUUUUUAGUAAAAUGUUAAGCCCCCUAUUGUUGGGAAACAUUAUUUAACUUCUGAACAAAACUUGGGUUCACCCCUUAGGGUGAACCUUCUAAUUCACCUCAAUGCUUAACACUAAUCAAAAUGACAUGUAGGAUUAGUUAAAAAAGGAAUUAAAACUAAAAAAAUAAAUGAAAAAUAACUAAAAGAAAAAAAAAGAGGACGUCUCAGUUGACCAAGGAAUUGAACGUGAUGUCCAUCGGCUUCUUCUUCAUAGCCCACAGAGAUAUAUCUAAUUGACAAAACUGAAAUUGAAAACAUAAAAUUUUAACUGAUCGUCUUCGAUUUGACUUAAAUUUGUUUACUCUUUCACUAAAAAUGAAAAACUGGGUUAAAGAGACCCUCAUGUUGUGACACCAUCAUCAUCAAAUUGUAUUGCUAACUAGCUGCCAAAGAACCAAAAUCCUUGAAAACAACAAGACAUCUUUGGAAUUCCACAUCAAACAAACAAAAAAGUUAGUCUUAAUCAUGUUUUAGACAUUAGUGGGUUUUGAUUUUCCUCAUACGAAGAACCAUAGUUGCUGAUCUUGUUUCCUAUGUCAAAGCCUUCCUCUCUUGCUUUAUUUCAGAAGCACUGCUUCUUCCUACUACUAGACAGCUUAAAUAUGGUGUUAAUUUCAACUAAUCUCCUUGAAGAGACCUCUUGAAUAAGCAAGGGCUAGUAAAGCAGCGAUGUGGUAAAUGGUAUUUGUCUAUUUGAGUUUUUUUUAUAUGUAAGAGUAUUAGAAUGUGUGAACUUGUGUAAUAAUAAGGACUAAUGAGCCUUAACCAUUGUUUUUACUUCAUCUUUUUGAGUAAUGUAAUGAGAGUUUUUUAAAACUCAAUCAGCAGAUUGCUAGAAGGCUCGUCACACUGCAAGUAUGUUUUAUAUCUUAUUCAGAGAAGCAGGCAAACAGAUACGAGGUGUGGUCAACUCAGUUUAUAGGAUUGAAACUUUCACAGUUUGUUAAACCAUAGGUAUGCAUAGAACAAAACUCUCUCCCUGACAAAGGUUAUCGACUUGUACCACCAUUGAUCUGUUGUCGAAUGUGAAAGAUGUCUUGUUGUCUUGUGUUUUCAAGGGCUUUGGUUCUUUGGCAGUUUGUUAACAGUUUUUUUUUUUAAUGAACGAGUAACCAAAUUUAAGUCAAAUCGAAGACGAUCGGUUAAGACCUUAUGUUUUCAAUUUCAGUUUUGUUAAUUAGAUAUACUUCUAUGGGGGUGAAGAAGAAGAAGCCAACGGAGAUCGAAGAUCACGUCAAUUCCUUGGUUACCGGCGACGCUUCUUUUAGUUAGUUUCCAUUUAUUUUUUUAGUUUUAAUUCUUUUUUUAACUAAUCCUACAUGUUACUUUGAUUGGUGUUAAGCAUGGAGGUGAAUUAGAAGGUUCACCUUAGGGGGUAAACCCAAGUUUUGUUCUUAACUUCUUACACCAUCUGAAAAAACUCAUUUUGAAUAUCUCAACUGUAAAAUAUUUGUAUUCUAUUAUAUUUUGUUAAACAUUUUGCAUUGCGGUGAGAAACACUUUAGUCUCAGCUUCCAAACUAGAUGACGCUUCUCCUAAACUACUAGAUCCCCACAUUUUUUGUAGAAACAUAGCUAUCUCUUACAAUCCAACCCUCUUUCACCUGACCUGUACGAGAAUCAAAAGCAGCAUCAUAAUUAUACUAUAUAAUCCUUCUACCGGACGUUUUCAAACGGCAAAACGUGUAGCAGGUGUAUCAAGAGACUAAUUCUAAGUAUUGAGGAGAACUAU